This is a messenger RNA of Canariomyces notabilis, 2379 nucleotides long. RefSeq lists its product as uncharacterized. NCBI's taxonomy places the organism in Eukaryota, Fungi, Ascomycota, Sordariomycetes, Sordariales, Chaetomiaceae. Gene Ontology annotation, biological process: DNA-templated transcription. The coding region runs from base 1 to 2379 and encodes 792 amino acids. Gene Ontology annotation, molecular function: DNA binding; zinc ion binding. The transcript has 7 exons. Gene Ontology annotation, cellular component: nucleus. The record is from RefSeq and is a predicted model, not a curated record.
AUGUCAAAUUCGCCCGAAGAUGCACUCUCUGAAGCAUCACCUGCCUCUGCCUCCGCCCAGGCAUUUGAGCCCCUGGCAUGUGUAAGCUGUCGGUCUCGGAAGCUCAAAUCCCAGGUGGAAGGCCUGCUGAAAGCCGUCGGUAAACAAAGGGUUCAGGAGACGGCCAGCCCCAAUGUAGGCCAAAUUGGUGGCUCGUCCUCGGUCGAAGCCGGCGCCGAGAAUGUCGGCACCAGCCUCCCGAAGCCGCCCCAGAACGAGCCCAUUGGUAUGGGUGGGGCCUGGUUUCCCAUGUCGCCGACCGAGAGUGCUCCGAAGGACGACUUCUACCAGCACGGCGAGCUGCUCGGACUGGGCCAGUUCGAAACUUUGCCUCCUUUUGAGAUGAUAGAGGACCUUCACAACAUAUUCUUCGAGACUUAUGGUCAAUCUCUGCCAGUGGUCCACCGGGAUAACUAUCUACGGUCCUUUCACUCACCGCCGCAUAUGCGCCCGCCGAUGUGUCUUCAGUAUGCCAUCUGGACCAUGGGUGCAAAUGGCCACCCCAAGUAUGGAUGCUAUCAUGAUGCCCUUUAUCGGCGUGCCCGCCAGUAUCUGGAAGCUGACGAGCUAAAGGGACUUGGCGAGUAUUUCAUCACACUUGGCCAUGCGCAAGCCUGGGCUCUUGUCGCGGCUGAUGAAGCCAAGUGCUUGCUGUACACACGGGCUGCUAUGAGCUCUGCUAGAUGUGUCAGGCUCGUAGGCAUGAUGGGGCUCCACCGCCUCGACGACGGGCUUUCUGAAGAGCUCCCCAUGGCGCCGAUGAUUGCCCCGGCGAAAACCUGGGCUGAAACCGAGGAGCGCCGCAGACUCUUCUGGGGCAGCUUCUGUAUUGACAGCUACGCCAGCAUUAGUACGGGAUGGCCCAGCAUGAUUGACGUCACCACACACCUGCCUGCAUCAGAGGAGGCGUUUACCACGGGGGUGGAAGAGAAGUCAUGGCCACUCUUGGAUGUGUUCAAGGGGGCUUCGUACUCCACCUUUGGUGCAAAUGUGGUCGUGUGCUAUAUCUUUGGCCAGCUGUUGAAGCAUGCCCACCGCCCGAUGCCCGACGACCGCCCGGAAGACACGGAGUAUGGCCCUUUUUGGAAGCGCCACAGGGAACUGGACAACAUGCUAUCGAGUGCUUUCAUGUUCCUACCAGAGCGUUUCAGGCUGCCGUCGAACGUACGCGAUCCUCUUGCGGUUCAGGCAAAUCUGAACCUGCAUGCCGCUGCUAUCUGCCUCCACAACGCCGCUUGCGAGAAGGCGGACAAAUUCAAACUGCCACACAUAAAGCAGACAAGCAGAACCCGGGCAUUGACUGCUGCUCAGGAAAUCGUCGACAUUAUCAAACUCACCAGUCACUUGAGAAGAGGAUACAGCCCCCUGAUGGCUCUGUCCUUGUACUGCGCAGCGUCAGUGUACGUAGCGCAGGCAAAAGAAAAUCCGAUAGAGUGCAACAGCACAAACCUUGAACUCAUCAUGAGGGCCAUGGAAGCCGUGGGUCGCCAGCACUUAAUAACAAACGCUUACCUCAACCAACUGCUUCAGGACCUCGAGCGCAAUGGUGUCUCAGGCUUGGUCAGCUUCCGUCCCAGCACAGGACACGAAAACAAAAUCACUCAGGGGAUCCCAGUCAUCGUCCGCGGCUCCAUCUCUCGGCACAGCAAGGUCCAGCCGCCCCUCCCGGGACGCCUGCCUCUGGGCGCACCUCAAGGCAUUGCACCGGACCCGGCAGCCGGUAUUGGGGCGGCAUCGUGUGCCCCUCGUAUCGAAAUAUAUCCCUACUCUGAGAAAGGGGACGGCGGCGACCGCGCAAGCAAACGAAUACGGACAUCUGCACCGACAGCAGCUCGGCCUGCUCACACAAACGUACCCUCUUCCUCUUCCUGGUCCUCCGAGCGCGCAGGGCCAAGUUCCAUGGAUAAUAAGCCGGCACCUGCGUUAUUUGGAUACCCGGGUGGCUGGUUCUACUCGUUGAAAUAUAUGGAGUCUUCUACGACGACGACCACACUGCCUCACCGGACUGGGUCCCCAGCAACGGGAUCACGCUCAGUACCAGCUAACAUUGAGCGCAUUGAAACGGCGUUCACACAACAGGCUUUAGGGACCAGCGCACCUCUCGGAGGCGUCAGCGCUAGCUAUAGCCCGAAUACCAAUACUGCAACGGCAACGGCUGGAGAUGCUCAGAACCUCGACGUCUUCGAAUUGGGCGAGUGGGGUGCGGCGAAUCCCGAGUCGUUCUACGCCAUGCUCACCGAUGUUUUCGAGAGCGGCGACAACGAGUAUGAUGAUGGUGGCCUUGGGACGUCGCAAUCGCACGACAACGGCGGCAUGAGCUCCUGGGCACCUGGUAACUAA